GACUGCAUUAAAAGGAUGCAAAUCAGUGUUUGCGUAACAGUUAACGUGCAGCUGAUGCAAUUCUUGCUGCUGAUGCCCAGUAACAUCUGACACCUCAGCAUUCAAGAUCUUCUAGAGGAAGAAGGAAGAGCUGCACUUGACUGCCAGUGAGAAACGCUCCACAUUCAUUAGUGUAGGUGUCCUGAAGAGAAAACGGCUAGGAUGUUUAAAAGACUGUUUGCCAGCAAAAACUUCAAGAAAAAGCUUGGGGACUUGAUCAAAGUAGCAACGGGUGGCACGCUGGUGUUUGCUGGCAUCAACAUCUAUUACCAGAAUGAGAAGUUUUACAACUCCUGGGUAAUGCCACUGCUCCUCUCCCUUGAUGCAGAGACAGCACACACCCUAGCAGUGAAGGCAGCUCAGUACCGCUUGGUGCCAGAGGCCAAGCUGAGAGAAUCCCACCUUCUGAGGAGUAAACUGCUCAACCUGAACUUCAGGACCCCCAUUGGACUUGCUGCUGGGUUUGACAAGCAUGGAGAGGCUGUGGAGGGGCUGUGGAAGAUGGGAUUUGGCUUUGUGGAGGUGGGCUCUGUGACACCAGAGGCUCAGCCCGGCAACCCACAGCCCAGGGUGUUCCGCCUCACCUCAGACUCUGCUGUCAUCAACAGGUAUGGCUUUAACAGUGAGGGUCACGAAGCAGUGUUUGCACGUCUGAGCCAGCUGCCCCCACCAGGUCACAGGGGGGGAGCCAUCCUGGGAAUCAACUUGGGCAAAAAUAAAACCUCAGAAGACCAUGUGAAGGACUACACACUUGGGGUGCAGAAGUUUGGUCCCUUGGCAGAUUAUCUAGUGGUAAAUGUAUCCAGUCCCAACACUCCUGGACUAAGGAAUUUACAAAGCCAGGAACACUUAGAGAAGCUAAUAGAAGCAGUCAUCUCAGCACGUGACAGCCUGCCAGCCACACACAGACCUCCACUUUUCCUCAAGAUAGCACCAGACCUGACUGAUGCAGACAUGCAAGACAUUGCUACUGUUGUUUUACAGAAAAAGGUUGAUGGACUAAUAGUGACUAACACCACUGUGACACGUCCCUCCUCCCUCACCAGUCCAGAACAGAGAGAGGUUGGGGGACUGAGCGGUCAGCCCCUGAAGGACCUUUCAACACGCAUGGUUAAGGAAAUGUACUGCCUCACAAAAGGCCAGGUGCCCAUCAUAGGGGUGGGUGGGGUGGCCUGUGGCAGUGAUGCUUAUGAAAAGAUCCGAGCAGGAGCCAGCCUGGUGCAACUGUACACCGGGCUUGUCUACCAUGGCCCAAUGCUGGUGGCCAGGAUAACUGAGGAACUGGAGCUUCUCUUAAGACAAGAUGGCUUCAAUUCAGUAGCAGAAGCAGUUGGUGCUGAUGCUCACACCCAAUAAGAAAUCAUGGUCAGCCCAGUGCAGCUGUGUUUGCAAUGAGGUUUGUAACUUCUCUUGAUAUAAACAUUACUUAAUGACAUCAUCAAAUAUUCAGUUUUCUCUGCUACACAAGAUUUGUUAAGUAAAUCUUUUCUCUUCAUGGAAAGUUUCAAGAGAACUGAUAAAAUGUAAGUGUCAUUCUUUUAUUCUUGAUUGGCAGUUAUUUUCCCCAGCCUGUUAGAACCAGAUAUGGUUGUGAUAGGUGCUUAUAACAUCAAAUAGUGUCAACAAGAAAAAUAUGUUAGGUGCAGGAAACCCUUGUUAUAUGCAUAUUUUUCUUGAAUUCUGAACAGUUUUAAGAUUUCCUGGAAGAUGGGAUGAAAUUUUUUUGUUUCUUUCUUGGCAUAUUGCCUCCCAUCACAAGCGUAGUGGACAGAGGUUGCCGGAUGAUACUAGUCAUGAGUCUCAGUACAAGCAUCUUAUUUCACCAAGUUACUUAAUGACAUUCCAUUGACAGUAAUGUGAAUGCUGGAAUGCAUAUGCACUUAACUACCAACUACUUAAUGUUGUGUGUUUGGAAAGUAGAAUAAAUAAAGCAACAUGAAAAUUAAUACUAUGGUACAUUCAGGGAUGGAAUGUUGAGAAGCUACUCAUAUCCACAUUUUGUAUUGAAGUUAGGAUCAUACAGUUCCAUGCAAUAACAUUUUUGGCAACAGUUGGAAACACUCUUGGUCUCCACCUAACAAGAUGGCCAUGAGCAACUGAGUGGCUUUCACUCUAUAUCUCAAUUAUAGGUAAAUCACAUCCAAAUGCUUAUGCUUUCAGAUUUACAAAGCUGUAUUGCAAUUUUGCUUGGGUGCCUCUCCACAAACUAGAGAAAUUAUCAUCUUUAUAUAAUAGAAUAAUGUAAUGUACUUUAAACAUUGAUGUGACAGAUACAUACAGCCAAAGUUUCUGGUUCUCUAAAAAAUGUGAAGGUGAAACAAACAUGAGUUGGCAUGUGAAGAGCCAGUGAAACUAGAUGGCCAUUACAAAGACAUCAGUUGAGCAACCAGUUCAUGUCUAUCAGUCUCAAACAGCUACAUUGCAAUAAAUUUGGAGUAGAUUUAUUUUAUGCAGUACAGUGUGGUUCAUGAGGAUUUGUCCUCUCCCCUUAAAGACCAAGAAGCUAAGAUGUAAGGUGUGACUGUGUGUGUGUGUGUGUGUGUGUGUGUGUGUGUAUUUACCUAGUUGUGGUUUAUGGGAGGGGAGUAAUCUCAUGCUAUCCCAUCUCUGUAUCUAUCCAGUUUGGUCUUAAAAGCACGGACAGUUACGUCAUUGACAACGUCUUCACUGAGUUCGUUCCAUUUGUUCACACUUCUGUGAGGAAAACUUUUUGAUGUCUCUUCUACAGUAAACUUUCUUCAACUUCUUACUGUGUCCCCUUGUACUCUGUGUCUAAAGUUAUAAAACAUUCUUUGUCCACAUUUUCCAUACCAUUUAUUAUUCUAUAAAUGUUUAUUAAAUCCCUUCUCUCUCUCCCCUAUUUUCAAGGGUAGGAAUUUCCAACAUUCUUAAUCUCUUCACAGGUCGACUUACUCAACUCCGGAACCAUCUUAGUGACUGCUCUUUGUACUCUUUCUAAUUUUAUAAUAUUCUUCUUUAUAUGAGGAGACCACACCACUUCCACAUAUUCCAAUCUUGGUCUAAUCAUGGAAAUCAACAACUUUUUUAUCAUUCCUUCAUCUAGAUAUGAGAAUGCCAUUCUUAUUCUUUGUAACAAAUUCAUCAUCUCUCCAGUAAUUUUAUUACUGUGUCUGUCUGGAGUCAAAUUUUCAAUAACUAUUACUCCCAAAUCCAUUUCCUCUUUUGAUUUCUGUAACUUCACACCAUCCAUCUCAUAAUGAUAUUGUAUUCUUUUCUUACUCUUACCAAACUCCAUUACUUUACAUUUACUUAAAUUGAAUUCCAUUUGCCAAGAUUUACUCCAUCUAUUUAUCUUAUUUAAAUCAUCUUGCAAUACCAUACAGUCAUUUAUAUUUUCUACCCUUCUCAUCAGCUUACCAUCAUCUGCAAAUAAGAUCAUAUAACUGUCUAUUUCUUCAUUUAUAUCAUUCACAUAUAUUACAAACAUUAUUGGUUCCAACACUGAUCCCUGUCCCCCCUGUGGGACACCACUAGUUACUUUCAGCCAAGAUGAAUUACUGUUCUCAUCUCUCUAUCAUCCAGAUAAUCCUCCAUUCACUCCAGCAGUCUUCCUCCAAUUUUUCCAUAAUUUUUUAUCUUCCAUAACAAUCUUCGGUGUGGUACUUUGUCCAGCGCUUUCUUCAAGUCUUAGUAGAUAUCAUCCACCCAUCUGUCUCUCUCCUGCACAAUAUUGAUUACCCUUGAAUAAAAGGACAAUAAGUUCAUGGGGCAUGAUCUUCCCCUCCUAAAUCCAAAUUGACAAUUUACCAAAACUUUAUCUCUUUCCAAGUGUUCCAUCCAUCUUUCCUUUUUUGUUCCUUCACAUAGUUUUCCUACAACACUAGUCAAGGACACUGGUCUAUAAUUUAGUGGGUUUUCCUUAUUUCCUCCUUUGAAUAUUGGUGUAAUAUUUGCUCUCUUCCAAUCUUUUGGUACUCUUCCUUGUAAUAGUGAUGUCACCACUAGACUGAAUUUUAUCAGCCAGUUGUUCUUUAAUUUCCUUCAAUAUUCAGUUUGAUACUCCAUCUGGACCAGUUGCUUCAUUUACAUCAAGUUCUUACAUCAUCUUAAGUAUUUCCUUAUAUUCCUUACCAACUUAUCCCUUCCAGCAUCAAACCCCUUCCACAGUAAAUACCGAUCUGGAACUCUUGUUCAUAACCACCAUGUCCUGUGCAUCCUCAGAUUUUUUCUUCAACUUUCAAUCUUGAUACACCUUCCUUCUUCUUCAUCUUCCCAUUAAUAUGUCUAAAGAACAGUUUGGGUUCAUUUAUACACUUAUCUAUUAUAUCUCUUUCAUAGUUUCUUCUCUCCAUUCUUAUUAUCUUAAUGUAUUUCUAGCAUCAGUAUAUUCCUCCCACCUGCUCUCAGUUUUCCUCUUCUUCCAUCUAUUCCAAGCAUUUAGCUUACAAUUUCCAGCCUCUUUGCAUUUUGUAUUGAACCAUUCUUUACCCUUUCUACAUCUUACUUCUCCUCUAGGUACAAAUUUUUCCACAGCAGAAUUAUAUAUCCUUAUAAAUUCAUCCCAUUUUUCCCGAACAUCUUCUGCAUCUUCAAAGUCAGCUUUACUAUAUUUAAAUCUUUUCACCAUAUAAUUUUCAUCAAUGAUUACAUUUUCAUUUUUCAGUUUAAAUUCUAUCAACACAUGAUCACUUUUACCUAGAGGGCUAUCAUAGUGUAUAGUUUCAAUAAUUUCCAUGUCCUUGGUAAACAGUAAAUCAAGUCUUGAUGGUUUAUCUCUUCCACUAAAUCUUGUAUCACAGUCUACCUAUUGAGUCAUUAAGUUUUCCACUGCCCAGUUUAACAGUUUAUUACUCCAUGAGUUUUCACCUCCAGUAGUUGUCAGUGUUUCCCAAUUUAUCUCCUUACAAUUAAAAUCACCAACAAUAACUGUAUCACUACGUUCCAUCAUUAUCUUUUCAAGAACUUUUAACACAUCUACCAACAUCUCUUCAUGUUCUUUUUGCCAAGCAUUGGUCAUAGGUGGCACAUACACUCCUACAUAAUUCAUUAUCCUUCCAUUUCCACUUUUAAUCAUCACUUGUAGAAUUUCAGACUUGUCUGUUGUGUGUGUGUGUGUGUGUGUGUGUGUGUGUGUGUGUGUGUGUGUGUGUGUGUGUGUGUGUGUGUGUGUGUGUGUGUGUGUGUUUGUUCUUAUGGACACCUUGUCCUGGCUGCCCUGCUUUACAAGGAAUACCAACCUGGUAUUCAGAGAGAGAUAGGAAAUGUUUAAAAUUGUUUGUUUUUUCACCUACACAGCAGACUUUAUAUGCUUUGAAAUUACAUAUAGGACACAUUAUGAAAAUGAAAGUCAGCAAUGUAAACAUCUCAUUUUUGAAAAAAAAUUCAUAUGUAUUGCCAGCCUCUCACCAAGUUGUUUCCUUUAAAGAGGGGUAGUCAAGACAAUGAGAAAAAAACUUGUCUCAUUGUAGAAAUAUGAACACAGAGGAGGGAAUCUGAGACCCUUUGCUUUGUCCCAUGUUAUGACAUAUCAUAAAUAGUGUGACAGAAUUCAUUUAAUUUUUUAACAUACACUGAACUUAUUUUCCUAUUCCAUAUGGGAAAAACUAAUGUGAUAUGACUAAAUGCUCAAAAUAAGCAUUUGCUGGUGUCUCUUGCCAAGAAGACCACACCAGAGAUGAUGGCCAUAUUUCCUGUUGUUACUGUUUGUAUUUCUUUUAAUAGUUUUGUAUAUAUGUAAUGUUAAUAAUAAACAUUAUUACACA
Molecule: messenger RNA, 5762 nt
Organism: Scylla paramamosain (green mud crab)
Lineage: Eukaryota; Metazoa; Arthropoda; Malacostraca; Decapoda; Portunidae
Gene: Dhod
Product: dihydroorotate dehydrogenase (quinone), mitochondrial-like
Exons: 9
Coding region: 202-1395 (397 amino acids)
Biological process (GO): 'de novo' pyrimidine nucleobase biosynthetic process; UMP biosynthetic process
Cellular component (GO): cytoplasm; mitochondrial inner membrane
Molecular function (GO): dihydroorotate dehydrogenase activity
Source: RefSeq, a predicted model, not a curated record